AUGGCGUCGUUGCACCUCACCAUGGAUGAACUCAACAAGGCCGCACUCGAGCAUUUUCUCCACCAGCCCGUCAGCAGUGACAAGAUUGUCCUCUUGGCCGCGGCCGCGCAGAACGUCGUCACCUGCGACUCGCUCAACCCCUCGAAGCACCAGGACCUCCCUCCCGCGCAAAAGAGCCCUGAACUCUGGUCCGCCAUACCCGUCGAAGAAGACAAUAUACCGACUCUGGGGGAGUUCAUCACCCAGCUGGUCGUGUCAUCUAAUGUGCAGGUACCGACGCUCAUGUCAACGCUUGUCUACCUGGCCCGCGUUAAGUCCAAGCUGCAGCCCAUGGCCCGCGGUCAGCGGUGCACCAUCCACCGCAUCUUCCUGGCUUCCCUCAUCCUAGCCUCCAAGUAUCUCAACGACAGGUCGCCCAAGAAUAAGCAUUGGGCCAAUCACACUCACAUCAACACGGAGAUGUACAGCUUCGGCUUCACCCGCACCGAGGUCAACAUGAUGGAAAAGCAGCUCCUCUUCCUGCUUGGGUGGGAGUUAAGGAUCACGACGAAGGACUUGUACCGCGAGCUCGACUUCUUCCUCGAGCCCGUCCGCGCUCAGAUUGUCGAGAGAUAUGCAAUAGCGAUGCGGCCGAGGGAGGAGCAGAGGCGGCGGCAGGAGAUCUACAUCCCUGCAACCCACUAUCACAGCCCUGCCUUACCCCGAGGCAACUCGCGCUCCCACGACGCCACUCCCGAGCACAUGCGCGUUGCUGGAGGAGGGAGGACCUACACUAGCUCGGGCAGCUCGUACGCCUCGUUGGCUCUUUCGAGCCGACAACAGUCUUGCUCGACCACGCCUCUGGAAUCGGCCGACGAUGCGUAUGUUUGCGAGACCCAAAAUUCCCCGCUUAUUUGA
Hirsutella rhossiliensis is the source of this 897-nucleotide messenger RNA. RefSeq names its product cyclin domain-containing protein. The transcript has a single exon. Gene Ontology annotation, molecular function: cyclin-dependent protein serine/threonine kinase regulator activity; protein kinase binding. Gene Ontology annotation, cellular component: cyclin-dependent protein kinase holoenzyme complex; nucleus. Gene Ontology annotation, biological process: regulation of cyclin-dependent protein serine/threonine kinase activity. NCBI's taxonomy places the organism in Eukaryota, Fungi, Ascomycota, Sordariomycetes, Hypocreales, Ophiocordycipitaceae. Bases 1 to 897 code for a protein of 298 amino acids. The record is from RefSeq and is a predicted model, not a curated record.